GCCAAGAAAAGACGAAAGUUCCAGGACAAUGCAGAUGCAAAAGCGGCUGAAGCUGAAGAGAAACGUAGAGAACAGCAGCAGCAGGGAGAUAGUAAACAGGCAGCGCAGCAGCAACAGCAGCAGCAACAGCAACAGCAGCCAACCACUCCAGAAUAUGCUGUUGGCUUGGGUACUACCAAUCCCGAAACUCCCAGUCCAGCCACUCCAUCUACUCCUCUGCUCUCGGCUUCUGCAGGAGGGGCCUCAACAUUACAUACAAAUGCUGUGGCAGUGGGAACUAUAACGGCAAGGUCAACGCUUCAGCAGACCUCAACUUCUACAGGUCGUGCUACUCCAACUCUUCCUGCCACUCCCUCUGGUGGAACAACACCACAACGGAUCAUUGUUACUCCAAGUACUCAGGCGGCAGGUUCACCAACUGUUGUAUACCGAACAGUUUCCCACACCCCUGUUUACACAACAACUGAAGUCAUACAGGCUUCAACAGACAGUGUUUCACCAACAACUAGAGAGGGAACACCUAAUGGCCAGCCUCAAUAUGCUACAUUACAGCCUGUGCAACCGGACCUUGUUUACACUACAACACCAUUAACAACAACUACUCUGGCAGCUGCUGCUACACCAACAACUCAGCAACAACAGCAGCCUGCACAGCAGCAGCAGCAACAGCAGCAGGCACCACAACAGCAACAGGCACCACAGCAGCAGCAGGCACCACAGGUUAUUACAGUUGCAGCAGCAGCAGCAACUCAGCAAGAAAAUGCACAGCCACAGCAAGUGCCUAUCAAUCAAACAGCAGUUACAACUCAGCAACAGCAACAGAAGCGUGGGUUGUCUCUUACUCGAGAACAAAUGUUGGAGGCCCAAGAGAUGUUCCGUUCGAGCAACAAAGUUACGCGACCAGAGAAGGCCCUUAUUCUUGGAUUCAUGGCCGGAUCUCGAGAAAAUCCUUGUCCUCAUCUGGGUAACAUUGUGACCAUCAAGCUGAGUGAGGGAGAGGAGACAGUUCCACAACCAGAGGGCACCUUUAUUAAUAUGAUGGCUGAGACACACUUCCAAAUGAACUACAACACAGGAGAAUGGAAGAGGAUAAAGAAGUACAGACCCUUACCUGUAGAGUGAAGAGCAGACACAGACCCUCAUUAUUGACCAAAGUCCAUUUAGUAGUCAGGCUUUAGCACAGAUACCAUGAUCCUUAAGAUUAAAUAAAUGUUAAUCUAUUGUUAUGAGUGAGUGACUUGUUAUAUAACAAAGGAACUUGUUAUUAUUGAUAAGUAAAUGUUGGUUUAGCACUGAUAUUUUAACAGUCUGUAAACACACUAUAGAUGGUAGUUGAAAGUGCUUUCAAUUUGGUUGAAGAAUGAGCAAAUGAUGUUAAUGGAUUGAUAGCUAAAGGGUGUGCAAUAGAUAGGAAUAUUUAAGAGGAUUGCAUUAACAAAUGUUAAAAUGUCUGCCAUAAAAGAUGCUGUUGUAAUAUGGUAAGAUAUUGCAAAAGGAAUUAUAUUUAAUAUUAACAAGUUAACAAGGAUCAGCCACUGUAAAUGAUGUAAGAAAAUUACAGGAACACGAUGUUGGAGAAGCUUGCUGUUGUCAAUAAAUGACAAGUGCCAGACUGCAGCUUGUUCUAUUACUGUGAUAAUGAGUAUAUAUUGAGUCAUUGUCCACUGUAAUAUAGAAUUUUCAGUUCAGUCAGAGGGAAAGGACCACUCACUUCUAAGUUUGUUAUUAUUUUCUGUCACAGUUAUGAGUGUAAAUGUACAUAUAGUCCUUCAUAUUGGAGAAUUAUAACUUUUAGCACUUGGCUUUUUUCUUGAUAGAAUUGAAAAUAAGUUUGGCCAUGCAUGACAUGCUGGGUUAUGACAGCAGGAGUCUGUGGCCGACCCCACAUGAGGGACUUGUCUUGAAAGGUCUUCCUCAGCUGUUGUACCUGUAUAACAUAAGAGUUUAGUGUAUAUUAUUAUACCCUAUUCUGAUUCUCUCAGUUCAGUUUUGUAAAUAAGAUUUACUUCUUGUACAGUUUAUUAGAAAUGCAAAAGAAUGUCUAGUCCUUGGCGGUGCAAGUUGGUCUCCAUAACUACCCCCAUGUGACUAAUGUAUAAGAUCUCAUUGCCUCCUUGUUUGUGUCACUGUUCCCACCACACCUGCCAACAUGAAUAGUAAUAACACGUAAGAUGCAGAUAUUUUUCAUGGAUGAAAGAUUAGGUAUGAAACCAAACUUUUUUUUUUUUUUCUUCUUUUUUUUCUUUCUUUUUUUCUUUCUUUUUUCUUUUUCUUUCUUUUUUUUCUUUUUAUUUGAUUUUUUGUUAAUUAAUUAAUUUAUUUAUUUUCCAUUUUUGCUUGUUUCAUAUUCCACAUUUUUUAUAGUUAUUUUUUAUGUAAAACUCCCUCACUGUUUCUGUUCAAGAGGUGCAUUACUUGUACCUAAAGAAGCAUAUGUCUUUAAGUUGAUUGCUUCUUGGAAGCAUCUGUGAUAGCAAACAGAUAUAUUUUUCUUUUGUAUAUAUGCCUUUCCUGGUGUAUGGCUCUAUUCAGUAAAAGCAUGAUAAUA
Messenger RNA from Penaeus monodon (black tiger shrimp), 2548 nucleotides. RefSeq names its product negative elongation factor A-like. The record is from RefSeq and is a predicted model, not a curated record. NCBI's taxonomy places the organism in Eukaryota, Metazoa, Arthropoda, Malacostraca, Decapoda, Penaeidae. Gene Ontology annotation, biological process: negative regulation of transcription elongation by RNA polymerase II. Gene Ontology annotation, cellular component: NELF complex.